Lathyrus sativus (Indian pea) is the source of this 621-nucleotide messenger RNA. NCBI's taxonomy places the organism in Eukaryota, Viridiplantae, Streptophyta, Magnoliopsida, Fabales, Fabaceae. The record is from the annotation of a GenBank genome assembly.
AUGUCAUUGCGCAGAAGAACCCUGCUCAAGGUCAUUGUCCUCGGCGAUAGUGGGGUUGGAAAAACCUCGUUGAUGAAUCAAUAUGUGCACAACAAGUUUAGUCAGCAAUAUAAGGCUACAAUUGGUGCUGAUUUUGUCACUAAAGAACUCCAAAUUGACGACAGACUCGUUACUCUACAAAUAUGGGACACUGCUGGACAAGAGAGAUUCCAGAGUCUUGGAGUUGCAUUUUAUAGAGGAGCUGAUUGCUGUGUUCUUGCCUAUGACGUGAAUGUCAUGAGGUCGUUUGAUUCCCUUGAUAACUGGCACGAGGAGUUUCUCAAACAGGCAAACCCUUCUGAUUCAAGGACAUUUCCAUUUAUACUGCUUGGAAACAAGAUUGAUAUCGAUGGUGGGAAUAGUAGAGUGGUUUCUGAGAAGAAAGCAAAGGACUGGUGUGCUUCAAAAGCGAAUAUUCCAUACUUUGAGACAUCUGCAAAAGAAGAUUACAAUGUUGAUGCCGCAUUCCUGUGUAUUGCAAAGACUGCCUUGGCCAAUGAGCAUGAACAGGACAUAUAUUUUCAAGGGAUUCCGGAGGCGGUUCAAGAAAAUGAGCAGAAGGGUGGUGGAUGUGCAUGCUGA